Durusdinium trenchii is the source of this 720-nucleotide messenger RNA. NCBI's taxonomy places the organism in Eukaryota, Dinophyceae, Suessiales, Symbiodiniaceae. The record is from the annotation of a GenBank genome assembly.
AUGCUCUCAAAUGUCACCACCCUCUCAGACGAUGAGCCUUCCCACGAGAUUGUUCCAGCUAGUGCGCCAGCAUGCGCGCUGAAUCUAGAAGAUGCUGUUUGCAGGGAACGACCUUGCCGGAAGCGCAAGCUUUCUCCUGAGGAGCUUAGGUUGGCAGAGCGUGACAUCAAAAAAAAUGUUCAAACAGUUGUUUUCUCGACAUGCAGAUGCUCCAGAAAAGGUCGGAAGGCUACUAAGACCAACUGCUUUCAACCGUUCCGCGAAUCAGACAAGUUGGAGCAAAUUUGCAAGCUACGGUCAACAUUGCGCAGCAUGCACAAAGCAGAUGCAGACCAAACAGUGUACAACCUCUUGGCAAGUCGCCACGCGCUGAGCGAAGCGAGUGGUGCCGAAAUCAUGGUUGCAAGUUGGGAUGCGCGGAGCAUUCCUCAAGGGCACGGGGGGGGCCUGGUGCCCCCCAUGUGUUUUCCUUUCAGCGCGCCAGUGAUCUUUGCAAUGAAGGCCACAACCUUGAUGUUGUGGACAGCCAAUUUUGGCGCAGGCGGCAGUUGGCUUCAGAUCACCCAGACAAUGUCAUUUUGCGGACCAAACAGUACAUAUCGGACCCUCACUACAAGGACCAUUGGUUGCUGUACAUGCCUGCUUGCGUGGCAGCUGCAAUGGCGGCCUCGCAACCUGAAGGCGUGCCAGUGGCUAAUUCAUCUUGUCCAAGCAGCCUGA